Armigeres subalbatus is the source of this 483-nucleotide messenger RNA. RefSeq lists its product as uncharacterized. The transcript has 4 exons. NCBI's taxonomy places the organism in Eukaryota, Metazoa, Arthropoda, Insecta, Diptera, Culicidae. The record is from RefSeq and is a predicted model, not a curated record. Bases 1 to 483 code for a protein of 160 amino acids.
AUGGUGCAACAACGCUGCAAGUUCGAGGCAAAAUUUACUACUGCCAACCGUAAGACUAAUAGCGCAACGGGUUUGGGCUUGGAAGUACACGCGUUGAAAUGGAAUGUUGCAACAAGGAUUCUUGACUGUGACUCGUUCACUUUAAUCUGGAUUGUGGAAGAGGCAGGAGUAGUCCAUUUUAGUUCGCGUCGUGAGGUGAUUUCGAAGUUUCUAGCAAGGAUAGUGUCUUUCCCAUUAAACGUGCUAUCAGUAGAAAGUGUGCGAGUGUGGAGCGAAAUACAGAUUUGUGGCAAGUGUGCGAAAGCCCGUUACCUCACCAGUAUCAGCCAGCGACAACUCCUGACCCCACUCUGCAGCGUCAAAGUUUCCCGGCGGUCCACUUUGCCGGAAGGGGCCGCGACCGUCAAUUUCGCGCCCAGGCAGGGCGAAGGCAAAGAACAGCAAGUAAGUCAGCAACAGCAACCGUUUUCCCGCUGUCGGUGA